This is a messenger RNA of Perca fluviatilis (European perch), 1804 nucleotides long. Its product is annotated as sialoadhesin-like. Lineage: Eukaryota; Metazoa; Chordata; Actinopteri; Perciformes; Percidae. Bases 31 to 990 code for a protein of 319 amino acids. The record is from RefSeq and is a predicted model, not a curated record. Gene Ontology annotation, molecular function: transmembrane signaling receptor activity. The transcript has 6 exons. Gene Ontology annotation, biological process: cell surface receptor signaling pathway.
GAGGUUACAGCUCUGUGCUUCAGACUGUUGAUGGAUGUGUUGCUGCUACUUGCUGUACAAGUUCAGAACUGCAAUGCUAAGAAAGCUGAUGCAGCUUUUCCUCAUAUUGCUCCCAACAAACUGCAGUUCUUUGAAUAUGAGUCCAUCUCUAUAGAUUGUGGGGAGUUGGAUUACUCAUCUGAAUGGAGAGUGAUGAGGAAGCUGAAAGAAGUUCCAACAAAUACCCAAUGGGAAACCUCAACAGGAACCACUACCAUUAAACCUGCCUUUACAUCAGACAGUGGAGAAUACUGGUGUGAAAACAAAGAGGGAGAAAGAAGCAACAGCGUCAACAUUACCAUCACUGCUAGUGAUGUGAUCCUGCUAAGUCCUACGGUUCCUGUGAUUGAGGGAGAAAGUGUGAGUCUGUCAUGCAGAAACAAGAUGGCUGUCUCCAACCUCCCAGCUGAUUUCUAUAAAGAUGGCCUCCUCCGUUCAACUGGAUAUAAAGGAGACUUCAACAUCUACAGUGUUUCCAAGUCUGAUGAAGGACUCUACAAGUGCAGCAUCUCUGGAGUUGGAGAAUCACCAGAGAGCUGGCUGGCUGUCAGAGGUGGUUCUGUGGUGUUGGAGACCCCGGUCCUUCCUGUGAUGGAGGGAGAUGCUGUGACUUUUCACUGCAAGAAUAGCAUAGCUUCUUCCAACAUCUUAGCAUCCUUCUAUAAAGAUGGCUUCCUCAUAAAGAACAUCUCUACAGGAAACAUGACCAUCCAUUGUGCAUCCGGGUCUGAUGAGGGACUUUACAAGUGUAACACCUCUAGAGCUGGAGAAUCACCAGAGAGCUGGCUGGCUGUCAGAGCACUUCACAGAGAGACUCAUCCCUCUCCACAUUGCUCCUAUCAUAUUUACCUCAUCUUAAGGACUGUUUUCACCAUUUUAAUGGUGGCUCUGCUGCUUCUGCUGGUGGGACUGCUGCACUCUGGGAAACUCAGAGUCACACAAAAGCAAUAGAUUCCCUCUAACUGUAAAUGUGAAGGUAACUGCCAGACGGAACAAACAAAGAGUAAACAACAGAGAACACUGAGUACAGAGUUUAAUGAAUGUUUAACAAAUUAUGUGCUUUUUUUUGGCUGUUUGUUUCUGCACAGUUUAGCUGCAAAAGUUUAAUACAGCUUUGAGCAACACAAACAACUGUGGCAGCCUUCAUUAGAUGGACUAGAAAAGGUUUCACAGUUCUGUUACCACUUGGUGUGGUUAUCAGACUGUCAAAAGCAGAAAACGUUCAUACAGUAACCACAGAUGAACGCUUGACUAUUUUCAAAAGGUUUACUUUAUAUCUUGUUCUAUGUUUAAUUUUGGACAUUACUGAUGCUGGUGAUAAUUUAAGCUUCUUAGACACACACCAUACAAAAGAUUGAAAGCUAGUAGAAAGCUGCGUAUCGCUAUAAAAUGUAAGCUCCACAUAGGGGGAAGGUCAAGUGGAUGUUUGGGUAAUAAAAAACAGGGCUAAAUGUAAUUGUAAAGACAGCUAAAACUUAACUGCCAUGUGACCGGUUGUCACAUGAGCAUACAGUGGUCGCUUUAAUUUCAUAUAAUGUCAAACAAAUUGUAAGUAAGUAAAGUUUAUUUCUAUAGCACAUUUAAAAACAGCUCGCGCUGACCAAAGUGCUGUACAUAGCGCAUUAGCCACAAUCUAUCAAAUUUCAUGAAUUGUGGGCAUUUUGCUGGGUUGCCCUUUUCCUCUGGUAACAUUUUCAUCACAGUUCAGCUGAGUCCAGCAAACACCAUCAUCCUCCAGGAUGAAUUGAUUAAUUUUGCAACAUUU